UCUUGUUGUUGAAAUUUAAAUGUACUAUGUGUGCUGCAAAGAAUAAAGAGUCAGAUGCCUGGUUUAUUUUUGCUGAACUUUAUUUUUACUUUGUUCAAAUGUUCUUAUCUUUCCUUCCUUUUCUCUCUGUUUUCUCCUGCCUUUGGUUUGUUUGCAAAAUGGCCAAAGUUGGGAAGGUGCGAAAGUCUAAUUCACAGCAUCUGAGGUUGAAUCCUUAUCCAUUAAGCUCUUGCUCAAAAAAUGCUGUUAAGGGAGGUCAGAAGAAAGGAAGAUGCUUCAAAGCUUUGGAGAAGAAAGAUUGGGAAGGUGCAACAUGCCCUGUUUGUCUAGAGUUCCCUCACAAUGCUGUUGUUCUCCUUUGUGCCUCUUAUCACAAGGGUUGCCGCCCUUACAUGUGCACAACUAGUAGACGUUUUUCCAAUUGUCUUGAACAAUACAAGAAAGCUUACGCAGAAGUUACUUCAAUGAACAAUGGGUCAGUGGAUUUUUUAGGUGCGGUUGAGACUGAUAAGAAGCUAUAAGUGCCAGAGCUCUUAUGUCCACUAUGUCGUGGACAGAUCGAGGGUUGGGCGGUGGUUGAACCAGCCCGAAAAUAUUUAAACAGAAAAAGAAGAACCUGUAUGCAGGAGUAAACAAUUAACUGAGCCAUCAAUCCUUGAAGCAUUGCCAACCAUGCGUUAGUCUUCUCAACAUACGCUUCAAUUUUCUCUGCAACCAAACAAAAUAUAUAACCAAGACAACUAUGCUUGAAGAAAAGAAAGAGACAUAAAGAGAGGUAGACAAA
Molecule: messenger RNA, 784 nt
Organism: Rubroshorea leprosula
Lineage: Eukaryota; Viridiplantae; Streptophyta; Magnoliopsida; Malvales; Dipterocarpaceae
Source: the annotation of a GenBank genome assembly